Messenger RNA from Perca flavescens (yellow perch), 1338 nucleotides. Its product is annotated as globoside alpha-1,3-N-acetylgalactosaminyltransferase 1. The record is from RefSeq and is a predicted model, not a curated record. The transcript is spliced from 11 exons. Gene Ontology annotation, biological process: carbohydrate metabolic process. Gene Ontology annotation, molecular function: hexosyltransferase activity. NCBI's taxonomy places the organism in Eukaryota, Metazoa, Chordata, Actinopteri, Perciformes, Percidae. Gene Ontology annotation, cellular component: Golgi apparatus; vesicle; membrane. Bases 271 to 1338 code for a protein of 355 amino acids.
CCAUAAACCUCUUCGUUGGUCUCCUAACAGUUAGCUGGCCGGUUAGCCGAGUGCUAGCACUUUCAGCCAUGGCUGUAUUAAAGGCUCAGCCACAUGUUGUCAAACAUGGAGACGCCGCACUAAAGCUAGGUGGAUAUUUAAGUCUAUCCAGGGCGACACGACACACGCUGCUCACCUUUAGGGGUUUAGCCUCCGCGACAGUGUCCACAUCGUCCUCCAUGGCUUGAUCUUCGGUAUCAAAUAUGAUUUUUGACGGCAUUUCUCUUCUUGAUGGAAUCCCUCAGUGUAGACACACAGGCUAACACACGGGCACGCGGAUGGAAAGGAACGCGCAAAGCUGCGCGACUCAACUCGCGAGGAAGUGUGUUCACCAAACAGGGCAUCUACAUCUAUUUAGGACAUAGCACCCCAUCCUUCAGAGUUUGCCCAGACAAUGGCUGGAGGAUGGAAGACCUAACAAUGCAAACUGGACUGAAAUAUGCUCAGCCAAGCACACAGAAUGGACGCACUGAUGUGAACUCUGUGACAAACUGGAAUGCUCCUCUAGUUUGGGAGGGAACCUUUGAUCCAGUGGUUAUCGAUGCAAUCUAUAAGAAAAUGGACCCACGAGUUGCUGUGGUGGUGUUUGCUGUUGGCAAAUACACACGUUUCCUGAAGGGCUUCCUGGAGUCAGGUGAAAAGUAUUUUCUUGUUGACUUCAGGGUCACUUACUACAUCUUCACAGACAACGAACAAGAUGUCCCCAAAAUUAAACUGGGUAAGGGCCGGACAAUUUCAGUUGUCACCAUCCCUAGUGCCAAACGCUGGCAGGAAGUAGUACUUGGCAGGAUGAAAUGGACCACUAUCACUAUUGACAAACAGAUCCGUAAUGAAGCAGACUAUCUUUAUAUGAUGGACAUCGACAGUGUCUUCCACAGCCGUUUUGGAGCAGAGUCUCUCAGUCAGCUGUCGGCUGUGCUUCACCGUGGCUACUACAAGAAUACACAGAGGGAUCAAUUCCCGUAUGAGCGUCGGCCUAAAUCCAAGGCCUUCAUUCCUUAUGAUGAAGGAGACUAUUAUUACACUGCUGCUGUCUGGGGUGGAUACCUGGAGGACAUGUACAAGCUUGUCAAAUACUGUUACACACAGUCGGAGGAGGACGCCAAGAAUGAGAUUGAAGCUGUGUGGCAGGAAGAGAGUCACCUCAACAAGUACCUGCUGUACAACAAACCAACCAAGGUGCUGUCUCCAGAGUACCUGUGGUCAGAUUAUGAUAGCAUACCACAAGACAUUAAAGUUGUCAGGAUCUCCCAGUUGGUCAAGAACUAUGCAGAAGUGCGGCCCAAUGGUGGACAGUGA